Aphanomyces invadans is the source of this 1201-nucleotide messenger RNA. RefSeq lists its product as hypothetical. Gene Ontology annotation, cellular component: membrane. Gene Ontology annotation, biological process: magnesium ion transport. Gene Ontology annotation, molecular function: magnesium ion transmembrane transporter activity. Bases 92 to 1018 code for a protein of 308 amino acids. The transcript has 4 exons. Lineage: Eukaryota; Oomycota; Saprolegniomycetes; Saprolegniales; Verrucalvaceae. The record is from RefSeq and is a predicted model, not a curated record.
CCCACGAAUCUCUCUCGACCCAGUGGGCACAGGCGGCACUGCACGCAUCACGUCCCCUUCGCCAACCCCAGCGCCAUCGGUCGUCACCAUCAUGUACUACGGGUGGCUCGUUGGCAUUGUCCUGUCGCUGGCAGCGAGUCUAGUCGGAACUGUUGGGAAGGUCCUGAUGAAACUUGCCCACAAGCGCCACGACAGCUACCUCUACUUUGCCGGCGCGUUUGUGUGUGUGAUCGUCAUCAACCCCGUCUUCGACGCGUGGAGCUACUCAUUUGCGGCACAGUCCGUGCUAGCGCCCAUGGCGGGCUUUAGUGUUGUGUGGAAUAUCGUGUUGGCUCCGUACGUGCUUAAGGAGACACUGUCCGACCAAGUCGUGCAAGGGUCGUCGAUCAUUCUCGUGGGAUGUGGCCUUGUCAGCAUGUCCGGCGACCAUGCAUCGCCCACGCACACACCUGAGCAGCUCUACGCUCUCUUUUCCGAAGCCAUUUUCAUUGUGUACGCCAGUAUUUUUGCCGUGUCAUGUAUCGCACUGUCGUACAUCGUCCACACGUUUCCCCACUCGAGUUACACGCGACGCUUUGCAUUCGGCGCGUUGGCCGGCCUGGUCGGUGGCAACCUUUACUUUAUGAAGACGUCUGUUGAAUUGAUUGGCAACGGCGGUGACGUGUGGAGGAAUGUCGGCACGUACUUUAUCUUUGCAGGGGCAUUGGGGAGUGCUGCUGGCGGCAUCUUUGUCCUGAACCUGGGGUUGAAGGAAUACGAUGCGCUGCACGUCGUUGCUAUCUACGAAUCGUUCCUCAUUUUGUGCGGGUCGAUUUCCGGAGUCAUUUUCUUUCGGGAGGACCAUGACAUGCAAGGAUGGUGGCAAAUCAUCAUGUACCCUGUUGCCAUCGUGACGACGAUCGUGGGAGUCAUUGUCUUGUCGCGGCAGCCGUCGCAAGCGGCCACCCUUAGCGACGAAGAGGGACAGCCAUUCAUGUACUCGACGGAAACGACCAAGUUGGUUGCGAGCAACAUAUAGUCACGACGAAUCCCUGCCCAUCCAUAGAUAUAGAAAAUAUUCAUAUCCAUCGCAUUCCGGACCACUUGGAUGACCGUGCAUCAACCUGUUGGUGUGCCCAAGGUUUUGUGUGCAUUAGAGGAACAGGAUUGCCACGAAAUACACUGUCCAUGCCAUCGGUUGCUUCAACAUGACAUUUCUGUC